AUGCCUACAGAACCAGUAAAGCCGCUACAGCCCGACAAUGGUGAGGCGCCGGCGCCACGCCCCGACUCCCAAAUCGACCAAGCCAUCGCCGUCAAAUACUGGAGCGACAAACCCGCAACAGUGAACGGCAUGCUUGGCGGCUACGCCCAGGUCUCGCGGACCGAUCUGCGCGGAUCCAGGAACUUUCUCGCAAAGGCUCGUCGAUUAGUGCCGGUGUGUCCGGCGACGGGGAAGCUCAAGCGCGGUGUGGACUGCGGGGCUGGGAUCGGACGCGUGAUUAAUGAUUUUCUGGGCCAGGAGUGCGAAGUCGUUGAUGCGGUUGAGCCGGUGGAGAAGUUUUCCCGGGUUCUGAGUGAGCGGCGGCUGACGAGGAAUUGUGCGCUUGGUGAGGUGCUUACUAUGGGUAUUGAAGAUUGGGUCCCUGGGGCCAAGGUGUAUGAUCUUAUCUGGGCGCAGUGGAGUGUUCCUUACCUGACGGAUGCGCAAUUGGUUGAGUAUUUGGUACGGUGUCGCGGUGCGCUUACAGAUGUCGGGAUUAUGAUUAUCAAAGAAAAUAUCUCUGAGGAGCCGGAGGGGGAUAUCUAUGACGAAUCAGAGAGCAGUGUGACAAGGACAGAUGCGAAAUUACGAAAAUUAUUCAAGGAAGCUGGAAUGCAUCUGAUCUUGUCAGAGGUGCAAUCCGGGUUUCCUCGACAAUUGAGGCUUUUACCAGUUACAUCUUAUGCGCUACGACCAAGGAGCUAG
Aspergillus bombycis is the source of this 744-nucleotide messenger RNA. RefSeq lists its product as uncharacterized. Lineage: Eukaryota; Fungi; Ascomycota; Eurotiomycetes; Eurotiales; Aspergillaceae. Gene Ontology annotation, molecular function: N-terminal protein N-methyltransferase activity. The record is from RefSeq and is a predicted model, not a curated record. The coding region runs from base 1 to 744 and encodes 247 amino acids. Gene Ontology annotation, biological process: N-terminal protein amino acid methylation. The transcript has a single exon. Gene Ontology annotation, cellular component: cytoplasm.